CGUUUGGAUCCUGGACUUUGUAUCGCAUAUUUGGAAGCUUCACUCUACGACCGUCGUUGUUGCCCUUCUGAGGACAUCGCGAUUACCUCCACUAUUGUCAGCUGUAGUCAGAGCAAUACUCAUGCCUGGGACGAUAUAUAACAACCUCAUCAUCGCCAACUAUGCCACUUUCGUCGCCGACCUUCGACAAGUUCCGCACAUUGUUAUGGCCACGCAAGCGUGAGCGAGCAUCCUCAAAACCGGACAUCAAUAUGCACGAAUCACCAUCGUCCGGGCUACAGUCUGGUCCGCACUCUGCAGACGCCGAAGCAGCAGCUAGCAAUGCUCACCUCGAUUAUCAAGCUGAAAGCCCUCCUUCUUUCCAGAAUCAUUCAGUCGAAUAUGCAACAUCAACUCGGCAGCAGCCAGCUCCUCAGCUCUCUGAUCUGGACGUCCUGCACACUCGAUUAUCAAACGCCCACCUUCUUGCCCAUCACCAAUUCGAAUUGCAUCCGGCUGGUGGAGUGUCUUACAAGCCUCAUCUGACUAGACUCACCCACCGUGGACGUCAGCCGUCACAUUCGUUGUUGCCACACAUUCAGUCAAAUCCUGAUAAUCGGAGCCAGGUUCCAGUGGAGCUUACACAGAAUGAAAUAGAGAGCUUUCAGUCGCUCGACGUGCCAAGCGCUCUGUGCUGUAUACGCAGAGAAGACGAGAACUUAUAUCAAUUCUUCGUCUACUUCCGAAGUCUGAACGAAGGGGCAGCAAAUGCGGUGUUCAGUAUCCAGGCAGCUCAAGGUGUUGAUAAGACAGUUGGCUUCUUGUUUGUCGCAGUCAGAGACUCUGGAAGAACCGCAACGGUGAUACCAUCUCAAAUGGUCGUCGACAUGGUGCUUCGGGUCAGCAAAGGCCUGCCUAAAAGUCUCAGAUCCGAAGUGAUCGUCGAUGGCUUCAUGGCAGAUGUGCGACCAUUGUUCGUUUCGCCCAAGACAUCGACUUCAACCAGCCAAACUCUCGAGGAGAUUGACCUGGGCAAGCAUCUUAUGGCGCACCUUCCCGUGGUGCUGUUCGACGAAGGGAUGUUUGCACUCAAGGAACUGGUCCCGGCUAUUCGACCGCUGAGCAGCACAGCACAAUUUGGCAUCCUACUACCCAACAUGUCUACAAGUCCGGGGCAAAACAUCACCUUUGAGAUCAAGCCAAAAUGGCUAGCACAGUCGCCAGCCGCACCGCCCGAAGCAAUUCGCUGCCGGACAUGCGCCCUUCAGUUCUCACGAGGAAAAGGCAUACCGAACGACUACAUUUGCCCGUUACGAUUGAGCAAUGAGGAUUCAGCCGCGAACAAUGACAUGAUUCACAUACGACAAUGGGCUACGAACGCCUUGUCGCUGCAACUCAAAGACGAUGCUAACGCGUACUUACCCCAUGAGGUAGCCCUUGAAGCGCUCGUCGACCGUGUAGUCGCCUACUUCACCACUGGUGAUGGCCGAACGCUGCUACUCCACCUCAAGAAGCUUCAGGCAACCCUGGAUUCGGAGGGUAUACUGCAGCGCUACGCACGCCCUCGCGACGACUUCAACUUUGUGUACGACCUUCGUCUGGCCAUGACUUUACGAGACUGCUCCCUGUUCGUGGUUGUACCUGUCUAUGACGGCGAAAUCACCUCCAAACUCGCGGAUCUCGAUUUCAAGUCUGCAGAGAAGAUUGACGAUUGGAGAGACAAAGAGGCGACUUUAGUCAAUGAAGGCUGGUAUGUGAAAAGUCCUGAAGCGCAUGAUGUGUGCUUGCUGGCGCCGGGGAAGUUGACUUGACCGUUCUGAGUUUGACCUGUCUAACUUUGUAAGCCAAGAACUUUGGUUGUCAAGGGUAUACCUUUACAUGUUUUGAGGGCCUUUUGAAUCCUGAGGAUGCAUUUGGCAGU
Macroventuria anomochaeta is the source of this 1900-nucleotide messenger RNA. RefSeq lists its product as uncharacterized. The transcript has a single exon. The record is from RefSeq and is a predicted model, not a curated record. Gene Ontology annotation, biological process: inositol phosphate biosynthetic process. Gene Ontology annotation, molecular function: inositol-1,3,4,5,6-pentakisphosphate 2-kinase activity; ATP binding. Gene Ontology annotation, cellular component: nucleus. The coding region runs from base 162 to 1790 and encodes 542 amino acids. Lineage: Eukaryota; Fungi; Ascomycota; Dothideomycetes; Pleosporales; Didymellaceae.